GUUAUUGUUGUUGUUGAACUAUAAUGCAAAUCAAUCGAGGACAAUUUCAAUUGCAUUUUCAAUUUUGAAUGAAAAUAAAUAAUUGUCUACACGUUUCAAGAGUUGGCGAAACAAACAAACAAACAACAUUUACUUAAGGGAAAUCACAAUCCAAUUGAAAUUGUUCAUUUCAGUUUAAUUUUAAAGAGCAAAGUAUUUAGAAUAGAAAAUACAAUUUUCAUUCGCCUUUGAUUAGCAUUAGAUAGUAAUUUUGUACAAUUACGAAAUAGAAAAUAAAAAAAAUAAAUAUCUAUAUGUACUUGUAUCAAGAAUAAAAAAUAAAAGUUAUUACUACAUAUUACAAAUUUGAAAAAUAGAAUAUUAAUGGAAUUCAUGUAAUUUUUAACAGUGUUUGCUAACAAAUUUCUAUAAUAAAUUCUUUAACAUUUCUAAAUUGUAAAGAAAUAUAAUUAAUAACAUCAAGUAUUUACAUAAUACGUAGAGGUUAAAACAUUUGCAACCGAUUAAGUGAUUUAUUAUUGCCACAAUGGGUGGUAUUCCAGAUAUACGACAACUAAUAACGGUCGAAUUUGAAGUGUACGGUCAUGUGCAGGGUUGCUAUUUCACCAAAUUCACUCGAGAUUUGUGCACCAAAGCUGGCAUUACAGGAUGGGUAAAAAAUUCCAAAACGGGCACUAUUUUAGGCAAAAUGCAAGGACCAAAAGAUGAAGUUGAUAAAAUAAUUGACUGGUUGUCGACAAAAGGUUCUCCGGGAUGUCAAAUUGAAAAAUGUGAUUUACGAAAUAUGGGUACAUUAAAUCGUUUAGAUUAUAAGACAUUCGAUAUUAGAUUUUAAUAUAAUUUUCUGCUUAAUUUAUUACUAUACAUACAUACAUAAUUAUAUAUCAUAGGACAUAAGAACGAUUGAUUUAAUUUUUGAGAAAUUUUGUUUUGAUUUGUAUAUUAUUAUUUUUGUAACAAAAUAAAAAUAAAGCCACGGAAAAUGUGCACAAAAAGAGAAAA
Molecule: messenger RNA, 1002 nt
Organism: Calliphora vicina (urban bluebottle blowfly)
Lineage: Eukaryota; Metazoa; Arthropoda; Insecta; Diptera; Calliphoridae
Product: acylphosphatase-2
Exons: 3
Coding region: 527-835 (102 amino acids)
Molecular function (GO): acylphosphatase activity
Source: RefSeq, a predicted model, not a curated record